This is a messenger RNA of Lates calcarifer (barramundi perch), 5611 nucleotides long. RefSeq names its product zinc finger, CCHC domain containing 24 (gene zcchc24). Gene Ontology annotation, molecular function: nucleic acid binding; zinc ion binding. The record is from RefSeq and is a predicted model, not a curated record. NCBI's taxonomy places the organism in Eukaryota, Metazoa, Chordata, Actinopteri, Centropomidae.
CAUUACAUAUUCAAAGAUCCUCUCCGUGCCUGCUGCAAUAAAGGCAGAUAGCGGACCAUGGGGAGCAGGGGAAAACUUUUUAUACUGACAUGUUAGCGCAAUGACUUUUGAGAAACAUCUGACUGGGACGAGGCUCCCGGCGUGAGGAGGACAGGGCCCUUUACGGCAAGAAAAGAGGAGCUCUUGCCAUCAGCCGGGGUACGGGAACGAAAAGCAAGACGGCAAAAGAGUUGAGACCAGUCCAAGAAUCAGCGGUGGAAAAUCCAGUUUAGCCAUUUGAAUUGAAAGAUGAGCUUGUUGUCUGCCAUAGACACGAGUGCCUCCGUGUACCAGCCUGCGCAACUUCUCAACUGGGUCUAUCUUUCCUUACAAGACCCCCACCAGACCAGCGCUUUUGACGCGUUCAGACCCGAACCCAACUCUUCCCACCCGGAUCUCAGCUUCAGCAAGACUCCCGGAGCGGCGGACUUGAGCUCUUCCCUGAACUCCAACUAUCUCAACAACUUCUUUCAGCUGCAGCGGAAUGAGGCCUUAAACAACAACGUGUAUAAGAAUGUGUCACCCUAUGGCUCCCUGAACAACAUCGUGGAUGGACUCAACUCCCUGACGGACCAUUUCUCAGACCUUUCCCUUUCUUCAGAGCCAAGAAAACCCAACAAAAGACCCCCGCCCAACUACUUGUGCCACCUGUGCUUCAACAAGGGCCAUUACAUCAAAGACUGCCCUCAGGCCAGACCCAAGGGUGAAGGGCUGACACCUUAUCAGGGGAAGAAGCGAUGCUUUGGAGAGUACAAGUGCCCCAAGUGUAAGAGGAAGUGGAUGAGCGGCAACUCCUGGGCCAACAUGGGACAAGAAUGCAUCAAAUGCCACAUCAACGUCUAUCCACACAAACAGCGUCCUUUAGAGAAGCCGGACGGCCUGGACGUUUCUGACCAGAGCAAGGAGCACCCGCAACACCUGUGUGAGAAAUGUAAAGUCCUGGGCUACUACUGCCGCCGUGUGCAAUAAUCAUCUUUACUCAGAGUCAGAGAGCAACUUUUGUGUCCCAAGUCCUAUCGCUCAUCCUCCAUCGAGGCUGUUAACAUCCUCCCUGCCCGAUUCACACCCAGGUUUCCCCUCGUCCCCUUAACCCGCACACAACAUGGCAUCCUUUCCUCCUCACGCUCUCCCCUCUGUCUUUCAGAAGCCUCAAGUAUAGACAGUAGCUCUAAUCCUCCCUUCUCUUUGACACCUUCCUUCUCUACCAAUGGCAAAUAAACCUCCUGUCCCACUUCUAAAACCACCAGUGUUCCACCAGUGGGACACAGAUUUUAGUUAUUAUGCCUCUUUAUUUUUUUCUAAUGACAGUAUUGAAGAUCACAUCCAGGAAUGAGAGGAACAUGUUAACUGUCUAAUGUCUAUCUUACGAAGUGCUCUUCAUCAAAAGCAAAAAAAAAAAAAAAACCUUGCCAAAAUCAGUGACUUUUAUGUCUCCUGUAUCACAUAACCACAUAACCCCACUGAUCCAACUCGAAGUUUAGCAACAGCUGAUCAUUGUAUUGAUGAAUUAGCUCCAGGCAUGUAUUUCAUUGGUGUCACUGACAGUAUUGGUCUCAAAAGAUUACCUCACCUUGGGGUUUGUUGGCUUUGUGUUUACAGAGAUCUGCCUUUCAUUUCCCUGCCAAGUGCAAGUGUGUGCUAAUGUGAUGAACAUUUAACCCGGGCCUCUCAUGAUGGUAUAAUGUAUAGGGAGUCUUGGAUGUCUUGCCGUAUUAGGGUCAACAGCACAUCUUAUUAACUGUGAAUUAACUGAGGGAUAAUGUGCCAUACAUCCCUAGCUUACAUUUGGCCUAUUUAUUUUCUUGUUUUCUAGUGUGCAAUUUGAAUUUUAACUGGGACAUAAAGAAAUGUUUUUUUUUGUAUGUAUGUAUAUCACAUUAUUGUGUAACUGCUUCCACGUGUCUUUAGAAACUACUGUAGGUUCAGUUGCGUAGAGUCGCUCCUCGUCUAGAUUUAGUGCAUUGCUAACAGAUAAGGUUUCAGUCAUCCUCCCUAGAAUAUGUUUGCUGCCACACAAAUUCUCAAUUAUCUAUAGUGUUGGAUAGGUACAGAUGUCAGAUAGGUAAGUUGUGUUCAUUUCAAAUCACAGGAGGCCCAAUUGGGAAGGAGCUGUAGGAAAACAACAGUAGUUCCAGUAAUAAUCUUUCCAUCCGCACAGUUUCUUGCCAGUGUCCAAUAUUCAAUUCUUUAAAGCAAAAAGAAAAAAAAUGGACUGCUUGCCAUAAUUGGAUUAUCAUUAUGAAACAUGAUUUUAGAGGUUAAACUGUUCACAUGUAAAGCCUUAUUAAAUUUUAACCACAAAUUAGUAAAACACAAAGGAGAUGUUUGCCUGAAAGAGAUUCAGAAAAGACAUCUAAGAUCGCAUUUUAUUGCCAGUUGAUGCUUGGAAGCCUUAGUGGAGUCAGUGAAGCUAAAUGGAAAAUUUUCCAAGGGCUUGCACCCUUCAAAACUGUGUCCAACAGCUGAUUGCGGUGUAAAGAGUGUCCACAGGGAGGUGAAUUUUCAGAAAACUGCAAUGAUUUUCAGAUUGGUUGAGAGAAACAAUAAGACUUAAUAUAGAAGGGCUGAUAUGUGAUGUGGUGAUGCUGAAGAUUCAAGGAUACACUGAAAGUGAUAAUGAAUUAAGUUUAUGCUUACAUUCAUUUUUAUGGGGCCUAAAAUCAUAAACCAAUGUCUUUAAAGAAAGUACACGUCCUGUUUACAUAGAUCACUGUGCAGACCUAAAGCACUACAGACGAAAUUAAUGUCGUUUUGACUUAUAGAAACCUGCCUUUCAAGGAACUUUGUUAUAGGAAUUGUGAACUAUUUUGUAUGUACUGUAUUUCUAGCCUUACAAAAGCUGGUUGACUAUAUUUUAUACUGUAACAUACUGUAUGUGCCUUAAAAAGAUUUAAAUCAUUCUGAAGUAUCGAGACUAGGAGGCCAUUUGAAAUAAGGAAAAGACAUGUGGAGAUAGGCUCAGAGUUGGAGCAGUAUUUGUGCAUGUGGCAACUGUGAUGAGUAGUAAGUCUAAUGCAGGUUCAAGAUGUGACAAAGGACAAGAAAAUGACACAGUUCCUCUAUUGGCAGUUUGAACUGGCAUGGUGGGUGUUCGCUUCAACACGGUUUGCAGAGUUGGAGGCACGGGCUGAACCAGCAUUUCCAGCUGGCAAUAACAAUCCUCCUGUGGUCUGUUGUCAUGGAAUAUCAACAAAGAUGUUAUUCCUUAGUCGAUCCUCACAACAGAAUGGAGUCGCACAUGAAACUGUGGACCUCACUCUUUGUUUUUUCUAUCUAUUGUAGUUAUGUUUAUCCAAGGAACCAUGGGUUUUUCAAAAAAUAUACAUGGUCACUUGCCUUAGUAGGAGAGCUUGCAGUGGCUGAUAACGGUACCUUACAGUUUUGGGAAAAGAUCAUUUAGCUAGAUUCCAUCUCUAAAGGGGGCACUCCUGCGAUUUAGCACUGAAGUUUCACAAAGUUGGGAGGCUUCCAAGAGACACUAAAGACAAAGUCUAAAUCAAUACAGCUGAGCCUGAGAUAUCCUUACUUUUAGUACCUAGUAUGGCUUAAGCUCCAAAAAUGCUUGGAUCCUACAUUUCCCAUAAUACAGCUUAAUAUCAUCAGAGCAGAGAUAACCCUGAUGACAUCACUAUGACAGGGUUAUUUUCUCAAACUUGACAAAGCUCCUCGAGAGCCACAUACAACAAUUUUCACAGUCCGAGUAGUACUCCCUGUGACGAGUAACAUGGACUUCAUGAGCAAAAUUGGUGGAGUGCCCCAUUAAAAGAAGGAAUUGGCAGUUGUGCAUAUGUAUUAUCACAAGCUUAAGACCUAACUGAACGAAAGGUUCUCCUUUUAGCCGCCACUGCUGGGAACAAUCCAUGUUUCUUACUGUUAACAUCGUCUUUCUUUUGCUUCGUGUGAUGAGACUAACCUAGCAGGCCUUUACAUCUGAACCUUAUUGUCCACAUCAUACCAUGUGGCUGUAGUGAGAGGAACAGAUACCAAUGAUGCCUUAUGAACUAACCUCAUAAACAAGUAACAAUGUUAUUGUGAUUCACAGAGUUCUGGUAAAAACAGAAAUGAGAAAUCCUGUUGGAGAGUUUGAUUCCGCCCAGAGACAUGUUAUGAGGAGGCCAUUUUAAAUGGCGAAUCAAGAGCCAAUGGAAGCAGCUGAUACAACACAUUUGAAAAAAAAAAGAAGAAGAAAUCACUGCUUUCAGACAUAGUGUCUUGAAUUACAUAUACUUGACUUUUCUAGUACCUUUUCAGUUCAAAUUUGUUAUUUUCUAUGAAUGAGAUGUGUAUUUUGGAACACUUAAUAGAUGUUGAAAAUUUUAAAGCAAUCUGCAAAAACUCAAGAGUUCUUUCCCUGACAAAGAUAAGACUGUUUUAUGUAUAUAUUUGAUGGCCAUCAUUUUCAAGGAUAGUAGCUCUUUUGAGGUGUUAUGCAAUAUUGAAGCUUUUUUGUGUGUGAAGAAGGGCCUAUUGCUGAGAAAUAAACAAAGCUGGGAGUUUUCUUUUUUUUUGUUUUUUGUUUUCUUUAUGUUUUACAAUAAUCUGAGGGGUUAUCCUGCAGAAAUAUUUAUGGAAAGAUUUUUUACAACACUUUUUGUAUAGAAUAUGCAACAAAGUUACACUAAGAAGGAAAUAUUGAUGUCUACAUAGAAUAUUAUUAAAAAAAAAAAAGCUGGUACAUAAUUAAUACCCUUUCUCAAUUAUAAGCCAUUGUAUUUUGUGUUUUGUUUUAUGAUGUUAUCAGUGUUGAAUAACCCACAAUGUUAUUCAGUUGCUAUUUGUAACUAAUUAUGAGCUGCCAUUUACAUCCAUACAGUCGCAUGUAUUCAUUUUGUAAACAGUAACGACAAUAUUAUGAAGAUUAUAUUGUGUUAACAUGCAGAAAUCUUUUUUUUUUCUCAAUUAGUGACGGAUACUCACCACUGUAUAAGCACAUUAAACUGUGAGAUGUAGUUUGCUUAAAGCAGCAAUGACAAGAAACUAUUAUAAAAUGUUAUGGUGUUAUUAGUAGUUUAGGGAGUGUAUACUUUUGUCAAGAAAGCGUGUGUGACAAAGAACUAUUUUAGAGUUUGCAUGUGCAUGUGUUUGGUUUUGAAUGAAAUAUAAUUUUGUGCAAUGUAUACUUAUUUAAAUACUUUACGGUAGUUCGCUUCAGUACAUACUGUUUUUAACAUUAUCAGCAACUUCUGAUUGUUAUUAGUCGUGACGUAUUUCAUUUACCGCUAGUGUAGCCUCUACAAAUAAUACAUAUUUACUGAAUGUAAUGUGUUAACACUUAAUGUGGUCAAUUUGGAAAGUUAUGUUUGUAUUCUUUACUGUCUAUAUCACUUGAGAUGUUUGUAAUGCAGUAUUGCAAUAAUGUAAUAUUUGAAUUGGACAGAACACAGACGUGAGGUUAGGAAGACAAUGAUUUUGGGAAACAAGGACAGUCAUGGUUUAGAGAGUAGACCACGGGUCUGUUUUUCAUGUCCAUGAAACGGCAUUCCAAAAUGUGCCUUAUUUGUUAGUUGGGAAAACAUUUUAGCGCUAUAGAGCUGUUGAGAGUUUGAUGAAUAAAAGUCAUAUUGAAUUAGGA